AUGGAUGAAUACAAACAUUUCAGCCACCUCCACGACUUGGAACUCUACCAAAUCCAAGAAGAUCAAACCAACCAACAAUUCCGCUGCUCUGGUUGCGAGUCGCUUUGCACCCAUGGCCUCGUUUACGGCUGUCAGAGCUGCGAGUUCUUCCUACAUGAGGCUUGCGCCACCGCACCCCGCUCACUCCAACACCCAUCUCACCCUUCUCACCACCUCACUCUCCUCCCUUCUCCGACUUACCCCGAUGGCUCCUUCCUCUGCAACGCCUGCGGUGCUACUGGCACUGCCUUUUGCUUCUCCUGCAUCCCCUGCGACAUAGACCUUCAUGUCGAUUGUGGCCUCUUACCCCAACAACUCGACCUAGAAUCUCAUCGUCAUACUCUCUCUUUACUCUUUUCUCCUCCCUCUAGUAUAUGUAACUUGUGUCGCCGCGCCAUCGACUCUAGAUAUUGGAGUUACAGUUGCUCCACUUGUAACUUUGACAUCCAUACUUACUGCGCCACGACCCCGACUGCACCCCCGGUUGGAGGCUUGCGAAAUGAUCGACACGUGCAGUUUCCAGCAGUUGGGGAGGGGGAUUACGACAGUGUUUCUCCUGUAGACCGGUAUGGAGGAGUGACAACGGUGAAUACGCGAGUGGGGGUGGUGGAGGAUCCAUUUCUGAAGGCACAGGCAGAGCUACACGAGCUUCAAAUGCAAAUGCAGAUUGUGAAUGAGAUGGCCAAGAUGAUGGCGUCCGUUAACUUGAGCUCUCUUGCACCAUGA
Molecule: messenger RNA, 765 nt
Organism: Cucumis melo (muskmelon)
Lineage: Eukaryota; Viridiplantae; Streptophyta; Magnoliopsida; Cucurbitales; Cucurbitaceae
Exons: 1
Coding region: 1-765 (254 amino acids)
Source: RefSeq, a predicted model, not a curated record